AUGGAGAUGGAGUUUGAGCAGGGCAUGAACGAGGUGAUCGUCCACCACUACAACCACUCGGGGAAGUGGGGUCGUCGUCGCAGCAACGAGGUCUGCAAGAUGACCUUUCUACUGAUCAUCUGCAUCCUCAUCGUGUUGGAGAACAUCACGGUGCUUCUCGCCUUGUGGCGGAAUAAACGCUUCCACAGCCGCAUGUAUUUCCUCAUCGGGAACCUGGCGCUGUCCGACCUGCUGGCCGGCGUGGCCUACGUGGUCAACAUCUUCACCUCGGGACGCCAGACGUUCUUCCUCAGCCCGCGACAGUGGCUGUUACGCGAGGGUAGCAUGUUUGUGGCGCUAAGCGCGUCCACGUUCAGUUUGCUGGCUAUCGGCAUCGAACGUCACAUGACCAUGGUCCGCCUGAGGCCGUGCGAGACGGCGGGUCGUGGAAGACUUCUGGGAUUACUGGCGGCUUGCUGGGCCGUUUCUCUGCUCCUGAGCGCCCUUCCCAGUCUGGGCUGGAAUUGCAUGGACCGGUUGGAAUCUUGCUCCACCGUUCUGCCGCUCUACGACAAGAGCUACUUAGCGUUCUGCAUCAGCGUUUUUAGCGCGCUGCUGGUCGCUAUCACGAUCCUGUACAUCCGCAUCUACCGUCUGGUGACCUCCAGCGGCCGCAGGGUCAGGAGCAGGCCGUCUGAGCACUCGCUCGCUCUCCUGCGGACGGUGGUGAUCGUCCUGAGCGUGUUCGUGCUGUUUUGGGCGCCUCUGUUUCUCAUGCUGCUGCUGGACGUGGUCUGCGGGCCCGAGCUUUGCCCCGUACUCUACCAGGUGGACUGGUUCAUCGCUCUGGCCGUUCUCAACUCGGCCUUCAACCCUCUGAUCUACACCCUGACCAGCCGAGAGAUGAGAGACGCCUUCUGCCGCUUGCUCUGCUGCCGCCAGUCCCACCUCGACCCCCUGUCGCCUGGCGCAGACGCCCCCAACCCCAACACCAGGGACCCCACGGCGGAACACAGCAGGUCCAGCGUGCCGGGAGGGGGCGGCGGAGGGGCCAGGUCGACGCUGACGAGGGGGAAAGCGGCGCCCCCUCUCGGUUCGUCUCGGCAACACGCCGACCCCCCUGUCCCGGUCGUGGCGCACCCCUCGGGCCCCGCGGACCUGCUCUCGGCGGUGCUGGUCAAAGCCGGGGCGCUACCAUCCCUCAGCAAGUUCUGA
Chanos chanos (milkfish) is the source of this 1194-nucleotide messenger RNA. RefSeq names its product sphingosine-1-phosphate receptor 3a (gene s1pr3a). Gene Ontology annotation, biological process: G protein-coupled receptor signaling pathway. Gene Ontology annotation, molecular function: sphingosine-1-phosphate receptor activity. Bases 1 to 1194 code for a protein of 397 amino acids. The record is from RefSeq and is a predicted model, not a curated record. The transcript has a single exon. Gene Ontology annotation, cellular component: membrane. NCBI's taxonomy places the organism in Eukaryota, Metazoa, Chordata, Actinopteri, Gonorynchiformes, Chanidae.